AUGCUGUCACUUGUGCUUUCUGCAGAGCUCUCAGGAGUCAACCAACUCCGCCCUCAGGACACAGAGGAUGAUCCUUAUUUUUACACGUUCAAGGUACAAUGUACGUCGUGUCGAGAGGUGCAUCCGAACUGGAUCAGUUUUACGCGGUUUGAACAGCAUGAAAUCCCCGGAAGUCGCGGAGAAGCCAACUUUGUGUGGAAGUGCAAGCUGUGUCAGAAAACACACUCUGCCACUGUGACAGCCGGCCCGAACGCCUACGAAGCCGACGAAAAGCGCAACGGUCAGAAGAUCAUCGAUCUCGAUUGUCGCGGGUUGGAAUUUAUCGAAUUCAAGCCGGAUGGAGAAUGGGAAGCCAAAGGAACCGAGUCGUCGACGCCGUUUACCGGUAUUGAUCUGUCGGAUGAGUGGUAUGAUUAUGAUGAGAAGGCGGGGGAUGAGGUUUCUGUUAAGGAGAUUAAUUGGGACAUUUUUCAACCCGUCAACCCGCGGCCGUAUUUGCAGGCUAGAGUCGGAACAGAAAUGAUCGUGCGCCUGAAAUGGGGCCAGACGGAAUACAAGGGCACACUGGAGAGCAUCGACUCUUACAUGAACGUGCUGCUGCGGGAUACGGAGGAGUUUAUCGAUGGGAAGAACACGGGAUCGUUGGGGUUGGUGUUGAUUCGGUGUAACAAUAUCCUGUGGAUGGGGUCGGCGGACAGUGUUGAAAUGACGGAGUUGGGGCUGAAGUAG
Aspergillus ruber CBS 135680 is the source of this 729-nucleotide messenger RNA. Its product is annotated as DUF866 domain protein. Lineage: Eukaryota; Fungi; Ascomycota; Eurotiomycetes; Eurotiales; Aspergillaceae. Gene Ontology annotation, biological process: spliceosomal snRNP assembly. Gene Ontology annotation, cellular component: spliceosomal complex. The transcript is spliced from 8 exons. Gene Ontology annotation, molecular function: zinc ion binding; RNA binding. Bases 1 to 729 code for a protein of 242 amino acids. The record is from RefSeq and is a predicted model, not a curated record.